GUGUCCGCCAUAUUUGAUGGAAAUGUCUAUAGCUGACAGCUAUUGUUAAUGUGGCAACUAAAACAUUAACUGAGCUUAGAAUCGACACUUAACACUUAUUCUUAGUCAUUAGGGUGCCUAACCCACCAAAAUGAGUGCAGUAGACAGUAAAAAGUCGAAGAGAAGAAAGAACAAGCCUGCAGUUGUCAAAUCGAAUAUUUCGAGUUCCAAUGGCCCUGUCUCGAAUGAUAUUUUACUAGGCUCCGAACAUGAAACCGAGGGAUGUGACGAGGCGGAGCAUAUUGAGAAGAUGAUGGAUGCGACGGAUGAACUUGAUAUGCCACUGCCCCGAUUCCCACGUGGUCCAAACCCAUACUUUGAAAGAGGGCCUUGUUUGCUAUGUGGUAGUGGCAAGGAACUGCCUGAUGCUGGUAAAGUAAUGGAAGCGCUGGAUGAUAAACACAUUAACACAGACACAAGUGCCAACACUCAGUUGCCACUGUACGUGUGUCCAUCAUGCUUAAAAGCCAGUUCUGACUCUGAGAUGGAAUCUAAGUCUGGAAUAGAUUCUUCUCUUUUGGAUCCUGAUCUUCAGCUAGAUUCUGCAAACCUCUCCUUCCUGCCUGACUUGGAAAACUCGAGAUUUAUGAAUCAGAAUGGAACACAGUGUACUUGUAAAGCAUGUACAGAGAGAAGGGAAAUUGAAGAGGAACAUGACCGCGAGACACAAGAGUUGCAGAAGUGCUGGGCAGACCUGCGAACGUACAUCCGAACAGUGUAUGGAUCUGAAGAACCUAGCCUUACUGAUGACAGAGGGCUGGAGAUACAGGGAUUAGUGAAACGGUUGUGUGCACGUGAUCCACAUCAGCUCUUCUUGCGAAUGGAGUCUCAGGUUCGUGAGUUUGUCAUUGAGAAGAAAGUGCGCCUCCUCAAACAGCUCGAUUGUGGGUACAAGACUCCACCCGAGGCUAAGCAGUUUAUUUCCCUCUUGUUGGAUGAAUACCAUCAGCUUUGUCUGGCAUCCAGGCUCACAUCCAAAUGGUUGAUAGAUUUGAAGGAACACAUUAAAAGGUUCAAUGUGACCUGGGAAUUGCACAACAAACAUCUUGUUCAGUCCAUAGUGUACACUGAUCCAGCCAUACACAAUAGUCUUCAUGUCAUAGUCGAUCAGCUAAGGAUGGGCGCUGCUUCAAAAGAGUCCUACAAUGAGGACACGUAUCCAAAGUUACUGCACGACUUUCUCAAGUUCCAAGAUGAAAUGUCUGUGAUACUUGUGGUGUGGAGGGACUGUCAGCAGCUCAUAGAGGCUUACAAUGAACAACAGACUGCACUGAAAGUGAAGCAGAAAUGGCUGAAAGAGGACUGGGAGUUCUUCAAGGCUCAAAGAAACUUACUAGAAGAACAGGUUCUCAAGAAGCAGCCCAAAAACUCAGCUCUUUCCCAUAGUAUGGAGGUGCAGUUCACAGAGACCAUGAGGAACAUGUUAACAGGGAGUAAGCCAUCUGCUGACGAAUGUCACUGUCCAAGAUGUAACAGAAAGAGGUGUCCGUGCGAUGAAUGCACCAUCACACACAUGAUCACAUGUGGCAUCAUCAAUCCGGAUGCGCUAGAGAGUAACAACACCCCACAAACGUUCAACUUUCCCCACGACCCGAACCGGUAUGUCAUAGACGUCACUCCUCCAUCAAUGUCGAGCACAACCUCAAGCAGUGGCUCGUCUAGUCCGAUAUUGGUUGAACACGAAAGACUCAUUCUUCCUUUUGAUGACUGUCCAGAACAUUUUGAUGGUGAUGAUAUUCCUGAAGAAAUAGAUAGCCAGUCUGACAACGAUUACGAUGACGACGACGACGAAGAUGAUGAAGAGGGGGAUGAGGAACAUGACAAAGCAGACAUGAUUGAUAAGGACGGGGUGAAGUCGGAUGAGCUGCAGAAAAACAUUCAUCAGGCCUGGCUGGGUGAAAAAUCAGAUCCUUGUGAUUGUCACCACUGUAUUCCUGAACAGCCAGAGACCAUGUUGAAGCCUGAAGAGAACCAGUGCCAGUGUCAUGCUUGUAUGCAGCAGCAAGGCCAGACCUUGCCUAUGACUUUUCCCCAGCAUACCGUAGCUCCACGACCAGCCGACCUUCACCUCUACCCACACAUUCACGGCUCCCCUGGUCUGCACGGGAUGCCGCCCAGAGGCAUCCAGUCGGUGCUCUCGCCCCAGCUGUACGAUCUGCACAGUCCACUACGGCAGUCGAAGCUUCCGGUGAAGCUCGACUUCGACAACCCCGACAGCAUCCAGGACCACCUGUACCACGCGUACGGAGACUGGGACAACACGUUCGACCCGCGGAACCUGAUCGGAAGCCACCACCACUACAGCAGCAGUACCAUGGGCUCUGACCUGCUGCCACCGCCACCACCGCCUCUCACCAACACCAUGCCGUACCUGGCGGAUCCUCUGUCGUGUCUUUCAUCUCAGACUGUAACCUGUACAACUACCACAAGUGCUUUCAAAAACAACGUGGGCAAUCAUCUCGUCAACUCGAUUCCCAAGUCGGGCGAUGUCUCCAGUGCCAGUAGCCAGGACCAAGUUCACGGCGACGUGUGUGCCAAUCUGCCUAAAUGUUCCAGUCCGUCUCAGCCCACAGCUAAUCUACCCAGACCUCACGGCCCGCCGUGCACGAGACCAGUUACGCUUGGCGGAAAUACCUCAUCACUGUCCACAGGGUCAGAUAAACUGCAGCAGCAGCAGCAGCUGCAGCAGCGCAAUCAUCACUGCAAGAAGCACAACAUGCCCCUUAUGAACAAAGGUCAACCAGGUCACAACCAUGCUCCUUCAGGUAGCCACGCCCACCAGCCGGACCUGCUGAAGAACACUCCUCGCAACCCCGGGGCCAACAAGGGUGAGGAGUCCCUGCGCUCAAUGGGGAAUGCCAACCUCAACACGAACAUUAACCCUCACCCAUGCUCGCACGCACCACCCGGCAACAAGAACCCGUCGAAUCACAUGUACCAGAAUGCGAGCGUGGCCAUGCCACACCAGGGAGGUUGUAGCAAUUCGGUGUCCAUGCCGACCACCGUGAACAACGUGAGCGUGGGCACGUCGACGGUGUGCAACGACCCCAACUGUGAGAAUCAUAACGAGGACAACUGUGAUAGCAUCGACGACAGCUGUUCGGAAAAGAGCUCUUCCACGUCGGCCUCCAACCAGAAGGACGGGAGCAAGUACUGUGACUGCUGCUACUGUGAAUUCUUUGGGCAUGGCAAUCCACCUGCUGCACAAACCAGCAAGAACUAUGCAGAGAUGAGGGAACGUUUGAGAAGACGCCUUAAACGAAGGCAAACGGAAGGUAAAGGUUGCAACGAGGAUGGGAAAGACGGCAUGGCGAACGAUUCCGACCCGCUGGAGAUGAAAGGUCUGGAGGAACUGCUGAGGUUCAUCAACGGAACAGACAUGGGUCAAGGAGAGGAGAAACCCAGUGCCAAAGCAUCAAAGAGAGCUCGCAGAAAACAGCGUUUGGCGGACCAAAAAGCAGAGGGGGAGAGGGCCAAGUUGUUAAAAGAAAUAGCACAGCACGAAAAAUCUCUUGCACAGAAAAUUUGUGCUGACAAGCAGAGGUCUGCAUCUGAUAUUAGCAGUGACAAGCAACCAUCAGUAUCUUCCAGAAAGAAGAAGAGCAAACACAAAGAGUUGAAGACAACCUCUUGUCAGGAAAAGAUAGAAGAGUCGUUGCCCAAACUGCAGAACGGUCCUCUCUCGAAUCACUCAACCUCUCCAGCCAAAAGCGACAUCAUCACGAUAAAUCGCAUGCAACAGACGGCUCCAUCACCUAAACACAGUAAGAGUAGCAACAACAACCUCCCACCAACAGGAGACACUAAGAAGGAUCCUCCAGGACCCCGGUCACAAGCCCACACGGCAAGUUCUACUCCUGCUCCUGCUUCUGCUCCAGCAGUCACCCAGAAAGGCAAGGUUAGUCAGAGAACUCUUCCACAGAACGGACAGGGUGAUGUCAGUCUGACAAAGAAAGCCAACUCAGUCGAUCUGAAGUAUUUGGAAAACCAGCAGAAAAAUUCCAGCAAUAAUCUGAAGAAUAAUUUCUUUUCCUCCGUGAUUCCCAUUCAGUCUGUAAAACCAGUCCCUGUGCCGGCAGGAAAGGUAGCAGAAGUCGUUUCUGCAGCAAAGAAAGGCAAGAAGCAAGCACAGGCUACUCAACAGCUGCCUCAGUCCCAGCCCGUUCGGCAACAGAAUGGAACUGCUCACCUUCCUGCGAACGCACAACCUUCCCAGAGUCCUGCCAAGUCCGUUGUAAUUGGUCAACAACAACAACAACAGCAGCAGCAACAACAUCAGCAUCAACAACAAAAUCAACAACAACAUCAUCAACAGCAACAACAUAAACAGCUGGUGAACAGUGAGCCGAAAGAACGGAAGUUGGUGGCCAAUGGUACGAUUCCAACUGCUAAUGGUGACAUUGCCAGAGGCCCAGGGAAGAAUAAUAAGAUGAUUGUCAAACCGAAACAGGACUGCCCUGAAAGUCGGACAUCACAAGAGCAGAUGAAGAAUGUGAAGAGCAAAAAAGGUAAAAAGAAGAACAAGACUGGCGAGGAAUCGAGAUGUGUUGAUGAAAUCUUCAUGCCUCGGUCAGAAUCAGAUCUUGAAGAUGGGAACAUGGAUGAAGUUGAAAGGGAAUUGGAGGAAUUUAAAAGAUUCUGCUUUGACAGUCCUAAGCCGAAAAAGAAGGAAAAACUGCAGGUGAAUUUUAACCUGAAGGACAUCUUUGCGAAGAAGAAGUCUGGAAUGGGCUGCAGCUAAGUACUGGGAAGUGCACCGACAUGUUUGGAAAUGGCUGCAGAUAUAUGUAACCAGAGCCAUCCACUCUCUGACUGGCUUACUCAUUGUGAAGAGAUGAAAUGUAUUUUACUUCGGUCUUUACCCAAUUGGUUGGGUAAAACUGGAAUAAAAUUGAUGACUGACUGAACAGAAAAAUUGCAUGAUAUUUGCACAAAUGUAUCACCUGAUUAAUUUUUCGACACUUCGAUGUUCUAGUGUUGAUAAGGAAAGUGGUUUUCUCUUGGAUUGCAUUUGAAAACAGUUGUGUUGGACGUGCGUGAAAUGCAUUGUAUGACUUGCGCCAGUUUCUCUUUGUUUUCUUUCAUACUAGUGCUAAAUUAUCUGGAAAAAAAUAAUUUGUCAUGCUAUGGAGUUAGCCAUUUUACUUUUUUGGGGGAACAUUUUCUAUUGUAUCAUGUGAAAUUUAUUCUUGUUAGUCAUUCAAGAUUAAAAUCCAGUUGAUAUUAACUGGUGAUAGAUGUUCCUACAUUUUUAUUGAAUAAUUGCAUUAUAAUUACGGGGUACUAUUUAUACAUGAUGUUUAUAUGAAAGUGGUUUCUUUUUUUAAAAGACAAAAUUCAUCAUUUGUUUGGAUUUUUUUUUAAUGACUAGACUUGAGAAUGUUAGGAGAGUUUUUUCCCCUUGGAUUGGCUUUGGCAGGCGUGUUGGAUUUUUGAAUGCCCAGUUUACCAAAUACAACCCAGUGUAUUUGAGCAAAAUGGGCUUGAUGUCGAUGUUCUAAAAUAUUUAAUGCUAAUGUUCUAAUGUUGGACGAGAAGACCGGAAUUAAAUGUUUUAUGGACACAAUCUGUAAAGACAUUUUUUUCUUUUAAAAGGUUAUGUUUAGCAAACUACUUCAGUUGAACAUGUAUGCACUGAUGUACAUGCUUACCCCUAAAAUGUCACUGAAACCUUUCUACUGUUGUUGCUAUGCAAGAAACAAAACUAACAAAACAACUGUACAACCCACUUUGGAUUGGCCAGCGUCUUAAAGAACAACAUUGUGAUGCAACUGAAAAUAGUUGAAAUUUGCUCUGUUAUCUUUUAUUUUGCUCGCCUAUGUUGUGCAUAUUUAUUUGUGUGAUUUGAAUGCGGUGGGACGGACACAGAACUGUAUGGUGGCUACAGCUGUGCUUCGUCUGUCACGUGCUUGUGUUUGUAUUUUUGGCCAUCCGAUUGUGGCUUGAAUGCAUGGAAUUGUAUCGUCAUCGGAUUCUCAUUGCAGGCAACUCGUUGUUUGUUGGGCUUGAUUUACCCUCAUGUAUUUUAGCCUGUAUAUUACCUAUAUAAAACUUAAAAGUUACAUGUUUUACA
Messenger RNA from Gigantopelta aegis, 6112 nucleotides. Its product is annotated as protein FAM193A-like. The coding region runs from base 131 to 4780 and encodes 1549 amino acids. Lineage: Eukaryota; Metazoa; Mollusca; Gastropoda; Neomphalida; Peltospiridae. The transcript is spliced from 20 exons. The record is from RefSeq and is a predicted model, not a curated record.